AUGGAGUUUGAUAUAAGACUCAUUAAUCGAUGUUCAAAAGAACAUGAGAAGAUCUAUCAACAAUGGUUCAAUUUUGUUGAUUCUGAUGGAGAUGGAUGUCUUACUGGUGGAGAUGCCACCAAGUUUUUAGUCAUGUCCAAUUUGCCUCGAUCAGACCUCAAGCAGGUUGCUGCAUCUAUGAAUCUCAAAGAAGAUACAUUGUUAGCCUUAAGUGAAAAAUAUGAACAAGGAGUACCUAAUUCACCAGAAGUGCAACCUCAAGGAGAGGUCACAAAUGUUGAAUUCUGUGAAGCUAUUCGGAUAUUAAGUCAUGAUGUGACAAAUCAAGUGGGACAAAGGAAGAAUCGUCAGGAAGGGGAUGAUACCUCAAUGAUCCGUGAGUUCUUGGGGAUGAAUCCUCCAAGCUUUACUGGUUCAAGUGUUACUAAGGACCUAGAAAACUUUGUUGAGGAGCUUCGGAAGGUUGAGGAAGAGAAGCUCAAGGAUAGAGAUGAGUUUCGAAAUAAGAGAGCUAAGACAGGAAACGAGUCCGGGAAGCAGAAGAGUAAUGGAAACGGUAAUGGGGGCAAUAGGGCCCACUCUUCUUCAGUUUCUCCACCAGACAGAGUUGCAUCUAGAGGAGCCACUUCAGGGGUAGGCAGAGGAGGAAACCGUUUUUAUGCUAUCACAAGUCGCCAAGAGCAAGAGGAUUCGCCAGAUGUUGUCAGUGGUAUGAUUCAACUCUUUAAAUUUGAUGUUUAUGUUUUGCUAGAGCCAUGA
Solanum verrucosum is the source of this 759-nucleotide messenger RNA. RefSeq names its product EH domain-containing protein 2-like. Gene Ontology annotation, molecular function: calcium ion binding. The transcript is spliced from 6 exons. The record is from RefSeq and is a predicted model, not a curated record. Bases 1 to 759 code for a protein of 252 amino acids. NCBI's taxonomy places the organism in Eukaryota, Viridiplantae, Streptophyta, Magnoliopsida, Solanales, Solanaceae.